Babesia bigemina is the source of this 1173-nucleotide messenger RNA. Its product is annotated as MITOCHONDRIAL GTPASE 2(YEAST)/OBG-RELATED, putative. Bases 1 to 1173 code for a protein of 390 amino acids. The record is from RefSeq and is a predicted model, not a curated record. Gene Ontology annotation, cellular component: mitochondrion. Gene Ontology annotation, molecular function: GTPase activity; GTP binding; magnesium ion binding. Lineage: Eukaryota; Apicomplexa; Aconoidasida; Piroplasmida; Babesiidae. The transcript is spliced from 7 exons.
AUGAACCAACUCGUGAGGGCAUGCAGGCCUAAAAUACGCUGCGAGGAACGCUUAUUCUCGAAACCGAUUGUAGACAUCAAGCGCAUCAAGUGCAGCGGCGGAAGGGGUGGAGAUGGCGCAAUAGUGUUCAGCAAACACGGGCCGCACCGGCUGGUCGGCCCUGGCCUCCCGAUAGGUGGAGCUGGAGGGAAAGGUGGAGAUGUCUAUAUCGCACCCAUGAACAAACAAGACAAUCUUGCAGACCUGAGCCAUAUACCAGGUUUUGUGAGAGCUCAAAAUGGAUCUCUAGGCGAAUCAAGGGCCUCGGGGAAACCUGGGAGUGACGCACUAAUUAAGGUCCCCUUAGGAACCCUGGUAUACGAACUCGAUUGUCCACCGGACUUUGAACCCGGCAAAGGGUGGCGGCAUGAGUGCGACGGGUGGAAACGGAGGUUAAUCACCGAUAUAAAUGAACCGUCCCACGAAAAGAUCCUCUUGGCGCGAGGUGGCAGCGGAGGCCGUGGCAACACCAUGAGGACUCCGUAUGAGGCCCAAUACGGUUCGUCACCCCAAGAGGCGUACUAUGAAAUUGAACUGAAGUCCAUCGCUGAUAUAGGGCUGGUUGGGCUACCGAAUGUGGGAAAGUCAACCCUGCUAUCCGCGAUGACGAGGGCAAACUCGAGGAUUGCGGCAUACCCGUUCACUACACUGGCGCCUCACAUUGGCCACGUGAAGUACACUGACGGUGCCAGUGUAAGCGUCGCGGAUCUUCCCGGCAUCGUUGAAUGCAGGAUAACCCAGGAUUUCUUCAGACACAUCGAACGUACCAAGGCGUUGCUCUACGUUAUAGAUGUGUGCAAUACGACCCACAGCUCUAUGCAGGACAGUUUUGAGUCUCUAAGGGAACAGGUGGAAGCGCACGGAACGGGCCUUGCCGACAAGCCGUACGCGAUUGUCGCGACCAAGAUGGACAUAAAUGCGGAUGAUGCUGCGAAAUCGGUUGAUGCAUUGUUUUGGCAUUUGAAAGCUAAGGGUAUUAGAAGUAUGGUGCUUCCAACCAGUGCUAAAUUCGGCCUGGGAAUCCCCAACCUGGUUCGCGCCGUUAGAUGCCUUGUGGAGAAGUUCGCUCAGGAAAUAGCUGGCAGGGUCAAUGAUGAUGACGACUCCCCUCCUCCAACUCAACCGCGUGAAUAG